UUUUGGCCGCGCCACCGUAAAGCGACGCAAGCGUCGUAAAAGCUAAGGCAAAAAGUACUUGCCCGCGGGCAAAAUGGCGGCUGAACGCACCCGUGAAGAAACGGGGUGAGGCCCGCUGCCAUUCCCGCCAUUUUGAUUACGGGCGGCUGCAGCCCUUUCAAGGCAGGCUUCGAUGGGGCUAGGGGGGCUCGUGGUUCCCGCGCUGGGCGUGGCUGCCGCCUGGCUGCUGGGCCUCGGGCUCGAUCCCAGCUCCUGGCCGCUCCCUUUCUUCUCCGGGCGGGGCCGGCUGCUGAGCCCCGCCGAGCUCGCGCGUUACACGGGCGCGCAGGGCGGCCCCGGCCUCUACCUGGCGGUGCUGGGGCAGGUGUUCGACGUGCGCCGGGGGCACAAGCACUACGGGCCGGGGGGGGCCUACAGUGUCUUCGCAGGGAAAGAUGCCUCCAGGGCUUUUGUGACCGGAGAUUUCACCUCCACCGGCCUUGUGGAUGAUGUUUCUGGGUUAUCUCCAUCAGAAAUGUUGACGAUACAAAACUGGCUCUCUUUCUACAGCGAGAACUACAUUUGUGUUGGCAAACUGGUAGGAAGAUUCUAUGAUGAAAAUGGGGCCCCCACAAAAGCUCUGGAACAGGCCAAGGCUGUCAUUGAAGAAGUGCUGAAGUUCAAUGGACAAAACGAUGAGAAGAAGCAGUUCCCUCCCUGUAACUCUGAAUGGAGCUCAACCAGUGGCAGCAGAUUCUGGUGUUCCAAACAAAGUGGGGGAGUGAACAGAGACUGGAUUGGAGUCCCCAGGAAGCUGUACAAGCCUGGUUUCAGGGACAGUCAAUGUGUGUGUGUAAGAACUACUGGACCUCCCUCUGGACAAUUGGAUUCUGAGCACAGUGACAGAGGUGACUUGGACAAUCCUAACUUGCAAGAAUACAAGGGAUGCUAUACACUAGCUGACUGGUGUGUGUUAAAAGAUUAAGGGAAUAGCCAUGUUGGACUGGAUAUGCAUUUAUUGUCCUAAAAUGAAAUAGUUGAUUAGGUACAAUAAAAAAAUGCAUGUUUUGAGCUGCACAGUGGAUUCUCUGGUAUUUAAGACCAGGGAGACUUAAACAGGAAUCAGUUUGUAUAAAUUAUACUUGAGUAUAUGUAAACGCCAUGCAAAAAUGCCAGUAUAAGCAAUGGAAAUGUGAGACAGGGAGCAUGGUAAAGAAAAUGUUAACGCAGAAAAUCAUCUUUGCUGAUAGCUGUUUCUGUAGCUUGUUGUUGGUGCAUUGGUACUUAAGUUUGUCAAGAAAAAAUUUUUCUUCUGCAAUCAAGAAGUAGAUGUACGGAUGGAAUGGUGCCGGUGGGUGUACUAGCUCAUGUGUGGUGAGUUCUGAGCUAGCACACCACUACACUGCAGACCCAUUUUCAUGGACAAGCAUACAAACCAGCCCACCUCUCUUCUGUCCCAUCACAACAUGGCUCUUCUUACACUAGAGUUGUGCUAAUACUCACUAAUCUUCACAUACCACCACCAACGUGCUGAGAAAUGACUUAGCACUGCAAAGGCUUCAGUUACUUCUGUAGUCAUACUGUUAAACAUCUACUAGCCUGUAUGGUUUAAACUAUCCAAAAGCUACACUUGUCAAACGAACCCAGGACAGUAGGUGAUGCGUUAUCAGUGUUUCUACCAUUCUUUGGGUAUAGGAAACAUUAAGGUAUACCCAGACCUUCUCUAAACUCUCCCUCCAAAUGCUUCCUAUGACUUGCUAUUUCCAUAAUACUUACAAGCCAUGAGUCACCUGUUCUAACUGAACCAUGAAAGUGAUCCACAGGCAGGUAAAUGAUUUUACUACUAUAAUCUGUCUUUCCUCCUCCUCCUCCCUUACUCUCAUUUACUACCUCUACAUGUUGCAUUGUCUCUAAUUAUAUUGUAAAGUCUUUUUGUGCAGAAAAGACCCAACCCAUGUGGUGUUCUAAUUUGCAAAAUCCAAUAGUGUUGUGUGUUGCCUAAAUACUAAUGCAAAUUAGUACUGUUAUUCUGUGCAGGGCUACUCUGUACAAAUUAGUGCAUUAAACUGUUUUACAAAAGAAGAAAGCUUCCUGUCUCCCUUGCCCAGUUCUUUCCCCUCCACCACAAAAUGGUUAACUAGUGCAAGUCACUAGUGACUGAGCAGAAGACAGCAAAGUAGUAUUCAAGAACUCACAUAAAGAACAUGCUAUGUACCCCCCAAAAUUUAGAGCUAGCACACCAGGUUCACUAUAGCCUGGCUUUUUUUAAAUGGUGUACAGCAACAAAUAUGGUUGUGGUUUAUAAAUUUAUUAAAGGUUGUUUUUCUA
Chelonia mydas (Green sea turtle) is the source of this 2307-nucleotide messenger RNA. Its product is annotated as neuferricin. The transcript has 4 exons. Gene Ontology annotation, cellular component: endomembrane system; membrane. The coding region runs from base 173 to 964 and encodes 263 amino acids. The record is from RefSeq and is a predicted model, not a curated record. Lineage: Eukaryota; Metazoa; Chordata; Testudines; Cheloniidae.